This is a messenger RNA of Aedes albopictus (Asian tiger mosquito), 5334 nucleotides long. RefSeq lists its product as uncharacterized. Gene Ontology annotation, biological process: DNA integration. The transcript has a single exon. NCBI's taxonomy places the organism in Eukaryota, Metazoa, Arthropoda, Insecta, Diptera, Culicidae. The record is from RefSeq and is a predicted model, not a curated record. Gene Ontology annotation, molecular function: nucleic acid binding; zinc ion binding. Bases 1 to 5334 code for a protein of 1777 amino acids.
AUGACGGAGAAGAAAAUUAAAGAGAAAAUCAAAAAGCGGGAGCGCAUUGCCGCAUCAUUAAAGCGGCAUGCGCUAUUUCUGGGUAGUUUCGUUCCGGAUGUCCAUACGGGGGAAGUUCAGUCGAGGCUGGAUAAAAUCGAAACUAAAUUUGAAGAGUUUGAGGAGGUUCAGGAAGAGAUUGCGGAAUUGGAUGUAGAAGGGAAUUACGAGGAAGACUGUAGUACGGCCUAUGAAGAGUUUGAAAGGUUGUACUAUCGGUUACGGGCUGCGUUGCUGGCAAAACUGGAACCGGAACAUACGGCGGUGGAUUUGAACAACACAAUACGGAACGGUCAAGCAUUGGGAGCUCACACUGGCGUUCGUUUACCGCAGAUUUCGCUACCGGAGUUCGACGGCGACUACAAGGGGUGGUUGUCUUUCAAAUCAACGUACGUGUCGCUGAUCCACGAGUCUGGGGAGCUCAAUGAUGUUCAAAAAUUUCAUUACCUCAAAUCUGCGCUGAAGGGGGAAGCAGCGAAGCUCAUUGAAUCGCUCACGCUCACCAAUGAAAACUAUCCGAUCGCUUGGAGCACGAUCACGAAGCGGUACUCCAAUGAGUAUCUGCUCAAGAAGCGGCAUCUGCAGGCACUAAUGGAGUACCCAAAGGUGGAGAAGGAGUCGUCAACUGCCAUUCACGCGUUAGUGGAUGAGUUUGAACAGCGGUUGAAGAUCUUGAAGCAGCUAGGAGAAAAGACCGACGAUUGGGGAGCAAUGAUCGCUCAUUGGAUGUGUUCUAAGUUGGACAUGAAGACGCUACAGCUCUGGGAGGACCAUGCAGCGUCAACGAAGGAUCCUACGUUCGCAAUUUUAGUGAGUUUUCUAGAAAAGCGGACAAGAGUGUUGGAAGCGGUUUCAUCGAACGUCGAAGUGAGGAGCAGCUCACAAAAGGUGGAAGUUAGGCGACAGAAGGUCAUUGUGCAUUCGGCUACGGAAGGUGAAAGGGGUGGUUCUGCAUGCUUUUGUUGCGGGGAAUCGCAUUUCUUGGGACGGUGCGGCAAGUUUACUAAAAUGACUUUGAAGGAAAGGUUGCAGUUUGUGAAUGCCAAACGAUUAUGCAGCAAUUGUCUAAAAUCUGGCCACUGGGUACGCGAUUGUAGUUCAAAAUUCAGCUGCCGGGACUGCAGCAAGAGGCACAAUUCACUGAUUCAUCCAGGGUUUCCUUUGAGUAGUAGCGGGUCCGACAGAAACGAUCAUCCGAUCGGCAAGCCGGAGAGCAAACGGAACGAGAAGGCGAUCUCUGCAAACCUGGCUACUAAUGAGACGGAAGACGAUGAAGGAGAGAACGACGAACAUGGCGCAGUCGGAACAUACAACGUAGGGGCCAAGUUCGGCAAAAUUUCAAGUGUUCUACUCUCCACGGUGGUAUUGGUCAUACGCGAUCAGCAAGGAGGAAAACAGUUGGCUCGCGCAUUGCUAGACAACGGAUCUCAAGCCAACAUCAUAAGCGAACGACUUGCUGGAAUGCUGAAUUUGAAACGGCGGACGAUAAACGUACCGAUAAGUGGCAUCGGUGAAUCGGAAACACGAGCAAGAUUCAUGGUAAGCACUGCCGUGAGCUCACGGGUUCAGGACUUCUCAGUGGGGAUGGAAUUUCUAGUUCUGCAAAAGGUUACUUCAAAUUUGCCAUCGACGCACGUGUCGAUAACGCACUGGAAGUUUCCAAACGACAUUCAGCUGGCAGAUCCAGACUUCAAUACCAGCAACAGAAUCGAUCUCUUGAUUGGAGCGGAACACUUCUACAGAUUCUUCUUCGAAAGGGAAAUGAAGCGAAUUUCUUUAGGACCGGGAAUGCCUAUGCUGAUCAACUCAGUAUUCGGAUGGAUUGUGUCUGGGAAGGUCUCAGAAACAGCAAACAAAACAAUUACCUGCUGCGUAGCGGCAACUCCGGAUUGUUUGGAAACACAACUGCAAAAAUUUUGGGAGGUUGAAAGCAACGAGGAUCGGCCACCAUGGUCGAAAGAGGAGCAGGACAGCGAAGAUCAUUUUCUUCGAACUUUCAGUCGCACGGAGGACGGCCGAUACGUAGUGCGAUUACCAAAACACGUCAAUUUCCAUCAAAUGCUAGGAGAUUCUCGUUCAGUAGCGUUAGCAAGGUUCAGGAACCUGGAGAAGCAGUUAGAACGGAACCCAGAGAUGCGUCUACAAUACAAUGCAUUUAUGCAGGAAUACUUAACUCUUGGUCAUAUGAGGGAAGUAACUGAAGAGGAACUUCUAAAGGAGACAGGCGCAACGAUUCCGAAAAGAGAGUAUUACUUGCCCCACCAUGCCGUGCUUAAGGAAUCCAGCACUACAACUAAAGUUCGCGUGGUUUUCGACGGCUCCGCCAGCACGGACAGCGGCUACUCGUUGAACGACGCUCUGCUAAAGGGUCCUGUGGUUCAAGAUGAGCUCCUCAGCCUUCUUCUGCGAUUCCGGAAGCAUGAAGUGGCACUAGUUGGCGAUGUCGAGAAGAUGUACAGACAGGUGCGUGUACAUAAUGACGAUACCGGAUUGCAGCGCAUCUUUUUUCGGUUUUCUCCUGAUGAACCUGUAAAGGUUUUUGAAUUAUCAACGGUCACAUACGGAUUGACACCUUCAUCGUUCCUGGCUAUACGUGCACUGCAUCAACUCGCAGUAGAUGAAGGCAAUGAAUACCCAGAGGCUGCUAACGCUAUCGUGUACGAUUUUUAUGUGGAUGACUACAUCGGUGGAGCACCCAGCAUAGACGAAGCCAUUCAGCUUCAAACGGACCUCGACUGUCUUAUGAAGAAAGGAGGAUUUUCUCUACGCAAAUGGUGUUCUAAUCGUCCAGAAGUCCUUGCAGCUAUUCCCCCCGAUCAACUAGGAACAAAUUUGUCGAUUUCUUUCGAAAUUAGCCCGGAUGAAAAGGUGAAAACUCUGGGAAUCACUUGGGAACCCGGUACGGACCAACUACGAUUUAUUUUCGACGCACCACAGUGCGAGCAAGUUUGGACAAGACGAAACAUUCUCUCGUCUAUUGCCAAACUUUUCGAUCCUCUGGGAUUGAUAUCACCAGUGAUUAUAGUAGCUAAAAUGCUGAUGCAAGAGCUCGCAUUACUCAACUCUGGAUGGGAUGCGCCAGUUCCAGCGGACAUAGAGAGAAAGUGGAAGGCGUUCUAUUCUCAUCUGGAUAAAAUUUCCGAGCUGCGUAUUAGCCGAUUUGCAUUUGUUUCAAAUUGGAUAGAUGUCCAAUUUCAUUGUUUCGCUGACGCUUCCACAUUGGCUUACGGUGCGUGUUUAUACGUGCGAACGAUUAAUGAAGCUGGAAAUGUUCGGAUUGAACUCAUCGCAUCGAAAUCUCGCGUCGCUCCACUGAAGAGACUGACGCUGCCACGACUUGAGCUUUGCGCUGCCAAGGAAGCAGCCAUAUUGCAUUCGAAGGUAAUCAAAGCCCUGUCUUUGGAAAACGUCCGCUCGAUUUUCUGGACUGACAGUACAAUUGUCUUACACUGGCUACGAGCUCCACCAAACUCAUGGCAGACCUUCGUGGCCAACAGAGUAUCGACGAUUCAGACUAACACACAUGCACGUUCUUGGAGACAUGUGUCAGGGAAAGAAAAUCCAGCUGACCUAGUGUCCCGCGGAAUGGCGAUCGAGGAAUUUCUGAAUAGUCAGUUGUGGAAACAAGGACCUCCAUGGCUGCGUAAUAGUGAAGAUACCUGGCCCAGUGCAGCCGAGGACUACAAUCAUCACGAAGAACAGUUAGAAGUUCGCAAAACUGUUCAUAAAGUUACAGUCGCCGAUGCUCCCAAUGAACUGUUCAGUCUUCGCUCUUCCUUGCUGUCAUUGCUUAGGAUCGUUUCAUACUGUCGCAGGUUUGCGUACAACUGUCGAAACCCAAACAACAGAAAACGUUCAGCAACUCUGGAUCCUGAAGAAUUACAGGCUGCAAAAAUGGUGUUGACGCGGAUUGCCCAGAGUGAAAGAUUUCCGGACGAACUUAAAACACUGCAGCAAUAUCAGCGAGUCGACAACAAAUCCAGCUUGAAAAGACUCUACCCAUUUCUAGAUGUCGACGGUGUCCUCCGAGUUGGAGGGCGUCUACGCUUGUCACAAGAAGCCUACACAGUUAAACAUCCUGCUGUUCUACCGAAUAAUCAUCCCUUCACGGAUUUGGUUAUCCGCUUCUUCCAUUGUCAAAAUUUCCAUAGCGGACCCCAACUCACGUUGUCCGAAAUACGACAGGAGUUUUGGCCCAUACAUGACAAGCGCGUCGUCAACACUGUACUUCGGAAAUGUGUUCAAUGCUUUCGAGCCAACCCAAUUCCGAUUCAACAGCCAAUGGGACAGCUACCGGCCAGUCGUGUUCGCCCUGGACGACCAUUCUUGAUAACCGGUGUAGAUUAUUGUGGGCCAUUCUACUUGAGACCGUCACGUCGAAAUGCAGCUCCUCAAAAGGUUUACAUUGCAGUAUUUGUUUGUUUCACAACAAAGGCGAUGCACCUUGAAAUCGCGGGCGACCUAUCUACCGCUGCCUUUCUCUCUGUAUUAAGAAGGUUCAUCGGUUAUCGAGGAGUCCCUGCCGAAAUACACUCGGAUAAUGCCAAGAACUUCUCGGGGGCUUGCAACGAACUCAAAUCUCUCUACGACAUGCUGAAUAACCCGAACAGUCUCACCACCAUUAGCAACGAGCUGGCGCAGCAAGGAAUCAAAUGGCAGUUUAUUCCCCCACGUGCUCCCAACUUUGGAGGAUUAUGGGAAGCCGCCGUACGCUCUGUAAAAACCUCGCUCAAAAAAGAUAUCGGCCUUAAGCAGUUGAGUUACGACAACUUCGCCACCCUUUUGGUUCAAAUUACUGCUGCUUUGAACUCACGACCUCUCUCUCCGCUAUCAGACGACCCCACUGAAUUUGAAGCGCUAACCCCCGCACAUUUUUUGAUAGACUCCGUCAUGAAAGCAAUUCCUGAGCCCAAUCUAAUAUCAAUUCCCACAAACCGCCUUGACCACUACCAGCAAAUACAGCAAAUGUUCCAGUGCUAUUGGCAACGGUGGAGCAAGCAGUAUUUGACACAGCUGCAAAUGACAACGAAAAGCCUGCCGGUCAACUUUUUCCAAAUCGGCAGCAUCGUCGUUCUACGCGAGGAUAACAUGCCUCCACUAUGUUGGCCAUUGGCAAGAAUCACUGGCCUACACCCCGGUCCAGACGGAGUUGUGCGUGUUGUAACGGUAAAGACGGCGACUGGAGUGUACAAGCGGGCGGUGAAUCGUGUAUGUCCGUUACCCACGGAUGACCUGGAUCGCCGAGUUACGAGAUCUACAAUGCCAGAUGGUGGCUCCAGAGAGGUUUUGAAUUAG